Malassezia japonica is the source of this 903-nucleotide messenger RNA. RefSeq lists its product as uncharacterized. The coding region runs from base 1 to 903 and encodes 300 amino acids. Gene Ontology annotation, biological process: regulation of DNA-templated transcription. The record is from RefSeq and is a predicted model, not a curated record. The transcript has a single exon. Gene Ontology annotation, molecular function: DNA binding. Lineage: Eukaryota; Fungi; Basidiomycota; Malasseziomycetes; Malasseziales; Malasseziaceae.
AUGCAGUCGCAAGAGCAGCUGUGCACCGAGCUGCUCGCCUUUGAGAACCAGCUGCUAAACACGCUCGCGAGCCACAGCGAGGCGCGCCUGGCACGUCUGCGUGCCGCCGCCGAGCACAUCAAGCGCGAGGUGCUUGCGCGCCAGGAGCGAGGCACGCUGUCGCCGUCGACGUGCCACCUCGGGGCGCGCGUCGGCCAGCGCCUCGAGCGGCUUGCCGGCCUGCUCCGCUCGCAGGAGAACGAGGCGGUGGCGAUGCGUACCAUGACGCAGAACGAGCUGCUGCUCCUUUUGCAGCGCACGCCGUCGCUGCAGGAGACGCCAAACCGGGGGGAUAAGGGGGAGACGACGCUGAACGCGUCGCGCAUGCGGACCUGGUUCUUGCACAACCUCGGCUACCCUUUCCCGACACGCGACGACAAGCUCCAGAUCCUGGAGGAUACCAACGCCGAGGCGAAAAGCCGCGCCGAUUGCCUCGUGUACAACCAGGCGGUGCUCUGGUUCAUCAACACCCGCCGGCGCUCAGGCUGGACGCGUUUCCUGCGCAGCUAUGCGGGCGACGACAAGGCCAAGAUGCUCCAGAUUGCGUGGGCAUUGCAGAACGAGGAGCCGGACGAGGACAGGAUAUGGUAUGCAGGGCCGCUCUUUGUGCAUGGCAUGCCGCAUAGGGUGCGGGAUGGACGGACCGUGCAUCCCAGGUCGCUGCGCCAUGUCUUUCCCGAGGCCAGCGAGCGGUUCUUGAAUGACUUGCGCAGCGACUGGUACGCAGUCGUCGAGCGUGUCAAGGUCGGCGUCAAGGAGCGCGUCGGCGACUGGAUCGACGAGGUCCUGCGCCUCUCGGGCACGGGGCACGAGGCACAGGAGCAGCCCCGGCCGACGACGCGGCGUGCGAGCGCUCGGAAGUAG